Mya arenaria is the source of this 1041-nucleotide messenger RNA. RefSeq names its product coadhesin-like. The transcript is spliced from 7 exons. The coding region runs from base 87 to 749 and encodes 220 amino acids. NCBI's taxonomy places the organism in Eukaryota, Metazoa, Mollusca, Bivalvia, Myida, Myidae. The record is from RefSeq and is a predicted model, not a curated record.
UUGAAAAACCCACCAUAGUAUUGCUAUGAGAAAGAUUAAAAGAUCCGCGGGUCUGUAUAACAAAAAAGACUGUGGAACGAUAGAAAAUGGCGUUGAUUACAAUAUUAUUUUGCGUGUUAUUUACUGCAAAGGUUUCUUUGUCAGCCAACUGGACUGAGUGGCAAGACGCGACCCUGUGUAGCGCACCGGCCUGUAAUUGUCUCGGGCAUGAACACAUUGCAGGAGGAGACAUAUGCAAAGAAGGGGAAAAACUCCAGGUGCGGAUCUGUGUACGGGAGGAGGGCGAGAUCACCCCGUGCGAAUACGGGGACAAGGGUCCCAUCAGAAAGGUGACGUGUAAGGCCUCCAGUGAUAAUUGCCCGGGAUGGUCCGCGUGGAACAGCAUUACGGCCUGCGACUGCCCGCCGUACAAUAAUGAUGGACGUCAAACUUACGAAAGAGAGUGUACGAACCCAUCACCUACGUACGGAGAUUUGGGAUGUUGGGGAGGUAUGGGUUUCGAAUUAAAACAAACCAAUCAAGAAAACUGCAAAUGUGAUGUUAUUCAAACCACACCGAAACCGACAACGACAACAACAACAGAGGCACCAAAGUUACCGUGCUGUUGCGAUUAUGAUGCGAGUGAUGAUAGUGAAGACAAAGGAUUACUGUUUGGUCGCCGGAGACGUUCCGCGGACUACGAGUACUGUGACGAUGACCCCGACUGUUGCGGUAGCGCUACAGCGACGCCUGAUUAUCCAUCCUAUUGAACCUUAUGAAUAUAUUUAAGACUCGCUACCUGUUAUUGUCGCUUGCUAAUUCUUUUUUACUCGGUAUGUAAUUGGGUAGGAAUUGCUGUAAGUGAAUCAAUGCUGCCGGGAGGCUGUUUGCGCAUGGUCGAGCUUUUACAAAUCCCCCUCUUCAAUUUUGGUAUGGCUACACAUACUCAAUGAUGUACAUUUAUAAUUGUAUUUUAGGAAUCAGGAUAAUAAUGCAGAUAACUGUUUAUACUAGAUACUUUAUUGUCACAAUUGUCACCUGAAAUAAACUUGAUAAAAUAGA